UCACCGACUUGUUCCUCCUAGACUUUCGGUGUCGGAGCCUCUUCUUCUGCACCCUUGGCUCUGAGGUGGUUUUCCGGCCCGCCAGCGAGCAAACUGCACCACGGAAGACAUGACUAGUGCAAGGGACAGCGGGGACUCACACAAGCAUGCCACCGCUUGGCGGUGUAUAAGUCGGGCUGCUCACCCGACCUCAUCAAUCAUACGCAUGACGGCGAUUUCUCUCUGCUGGAUGCUGUCUCGCCUGCUGUCUCUCGACUGCUCGAUGGGCCCAGCUGGUCGCACCUGGGUAUCUGGGUCGUCCCGAUGGUUCUUGUCGUUCCAGCAUGGACUUCCUCCCCGUCGAGCUGGUCCGACUCGUCUUCCUGUACUGCGAUGCUCCAUCCGUGAGAGCCCUCCGCCUGGCAUCGGCCAGAUACGCCGAUGUGGGCUACGAGUUCCUCCUUGAGCCGCAUUUCACCGCCGUCGAGUGGAGAGACGACAUCACGCGGCUCUACAACAUCGCCGGCCACGACCGUCUCCGCGGCAGCAUCCGGUCGCUCACCUUCAACUUCUCCAAGGUCGACGAGUACAACGCCCGUCACACGACCUUUUUCCAGCACUGGCUGCAGGAGCCCGAGGAGCGCUGCGCGCUCCUCCAGGACGCGUGGACGAAGUACUACGAGCUGGAGGAAGGCGCCCGGAAACUGCCGCCGCUCCACACCCGCUCGGCCGCGGUGGAGGAGGCCUUCAAGCGGCUGCCCAACCUGAAGGACCUCGAGAUCACGCUGACCAAGUGCCCCUACGACAUCGAGGUCCUCAACGAGGUCUUCCAGGUCCGGUCGUGCCGCAAGCGGGACCGAAGCCAAGCGUGCAAGAACCUGAACGCCAUCGUCUCGGCGGUCCGGCACGUGCGCCUCUCGUCGCUGUCCAUCGACCAGCUCCCGCUCGAGAUCUUCCGCCUCCCCGACGACCGCCGGCACUGGUUCGACUGCGCGCGCUCCUUCGCGAGCCUGUCCCGGCUCAACCUCGUGCUCGACCCGCCCAGCAGCCUGCUCCCGUCGGCGCGCUUCCGCGCCAUCAACGGCCUGGGCCACGUGCUCCACUACUGCGUCAACCUGACCCAUCUCAGCCUCGCCUUCCACACGUACCACGCGCCGCUCGAGAAGUUCCACCUCUCCUUCCAGGCGCUCUUCUGCGGCUCCGACUUCGCCUUCCCCAGGCUCACCGACCUGAAGCUCGAAGGCGUCAGCUGCGCCGAGGACGACCUGCGCGGCUUCCUCCUGCGGCACGCCGCCACGCUGGAGCGCCUCCGGCUGGGCGGCCGCGGCCUGGCCCGGCCGCACGAGUGGAGCAUCGGCGGCGUGCACCUGCACGAGGGCUCGUUCCGGUCGCUGUUCGCGAGCCUGCAGGGCAGGCUGCCGCGGCUGAGGCGCUUCCACAUGGAGGGCGACGCCGAGGCGGGCGACUUCAUGGCCAGCUCGCGCGAGGUGUACGUCUUCCGGCCGGUGACGGACGACGACUGGCAGCCGGUGGAGGCGUCGGCCGAGGGGAAGCGCCGCUACCGGCCGGAGGGCCUGGCGUGCGUCAAGACGGUGGAUUGCUUGGCGCUCGAGAGGUUCCUCGUCGAAGGCGGCGAGUACCCGCAGCUGGGGAAGGCUGUGGGGGAGUAGUUGAUCACCUGCCUGGGGAGAGGUGACCAGGCCAUGGUCUAGGGAAGGUUAACCUUUUUUUACCUGCGCUUCCCACCAGGACCACUCGCCAAACCGACGGCCGCGACCUCAUACCGGCAAGAAGCGCCCGUCAUCACGAUACACACG
Thermothielavioides terrestris NRRL 8126 is the source of this 1796-nucleotide messenger RNA. RefSeq lists its product as uncharacterized. The transcript is spliced from 2 exons. The record is from RefSeq and is a predicted model, not a curated record. NCBI's taxonomy places the organism in Eukaryota, Fungi, Ascomycota, Sordariomycetes, Sordariales, Chaetomiaceae. The coding region runs from base 324 to 1649 and encodes 441 amino acids.